CUUCUGCACCCUCUGCUCUGAGACAGGAGCUUCUCCGUGCCCUGCAGGAUGCCUGGAAACAUCAGAUCAGUGUCUGUGGUGUGGGUGCUGUCGGUCUGUCUGUUCUGCAGCAGACCGACCAGCGUGGGUGCAGCACCCAUCUGUGCCAAUGCCCAAACCGGGUGCCACAUCCUCUCCCUGGCCAACCUGUUUGACCGGGUCAUCCAACACUCAGCCAGGAUGCACGGUGUUUCAAACGACCUUCACUCCGAGUUUGAGCAGUACUUCCUGCCCAGUAAGAAUCAAAUUGGCCGGGUCAGUCGCAACUGUCACACCUCCGACAUCCUCACCCCAAAUGGCAAGGAGAACGCUCAGAGAAUGGCGAGAGAGGAGCUGACGGAGGUGAUUCUGAAGCUCCUGGUGGCAUGGAGGGAUCCUCUGUGGCAUUUCCACCAGAGCAUAGCUCACCAUCAUGACUUCAACAACUUCAGCUCCAAUAAAGCUCUUGAGAUGAGUGACAUGGUGCACGAGCUGCGCAAAGGUGUACAGAAAGUGGCUGAGAAGAUGCAGAUGUUGGGGAUAAUAAGUAACUCAGUUAGCGGCCUGGCUUCUCAUGAGGCUUCCUUGCCAUCUGGAAGUGCUGAGUGGCGCCUGAUGAAAGACUAUGAACUCCUCUACUGCUUUCGCAGAGACUCCAACAAGGUCCAGAACUACCUGAAGAUCCUAAAGUGUCGCAUUAUGCCAGAACAUGGAUGCUAAAGGCCAGGAAACUAUGGAGGCUGUGUUUAACUUCCGGAAAAUAUCAACAUGUUGGAAUGGAAAUGCUACGAUUAGAAACUGCACGGAUAAAGCUGUAGUUUUUGUGUUUUCUAUCUGAAGGGUAUGGGACGUUAACUGAUAGACAGAUAUGUUCACUCCUAUCAUGACUGAAGUGCUACUGAAACCCAAAGACUCUUCCCACCUCAGAUUAUAUCGAGCGUGGACAAACAUGAGUUGAGCGUGG
Molecule: messenger RNA, 982 nt
Organism: Micropterus dolomieu (smallmouth bass)
Lineage: Eukaryota; Metazoa; Chordata; Actinopteri; Centrarchiformes; Centrarchidae
Gene: prl2
Product: prolactin 2
Exons: 5
Coding region: 49-738 (229 amino acids)
Biological process (GO): positive regulation of receptor signaling pathway via JAK-STAT; response to nutrient levels
Cellular component (GO): extracellular region
Molecular function (GO): hormone activity
Source: RefSeq, a predicted model, not a curated record